AUGGACACUACACUGCCUCCAGAGCUUUCCAAUCUGCCAGCAGACGUCGAAGUGCCGGAGAGUGUACGCCACUCUCCCCCAGCAAGCCCUGGCAUCUACAUGGCAGCAGUCGACGCGAGCUGCGCUGCGGACUUGCAUGGCUUGCUGAUGCAGCAGCACCGGGAGAUCAUGCAGCAGCUGGCGGCACAGCAUUCUACAUUGCAGAACGUUGUGUUCAAAGAACGCCUUCAAACUAGCCUGGUGCAGCCCGCUGCGUUUCCAGUACCAAUAGUUACAGAACGCCAGUCGAUCCGGUCCAGCGUGGCUUCGUCAGCCAGCUCGAUUAGCGAAGUGGAAGCCAGCAUGAGCAUGAAGGCUGAACAAGGGACCCAGCGGCGUUAUCUGAAGACUUUCUCAGCACUUGACCGUGCACUUCGACGAGCGGCUUCCGAAGUGCAUCGAUCGAAGAAGGAGCUGCUCCCCGCGAAUGCAGAAGGUGUAGAAGAUUCCAGGCAAGGCUGCCUUGGCGAGAUUUGCUCGCAUCCCUUCUUCGAAGCCGGUUGCACCCUUGUGGUUCUGACGAACGCGGUGUUCAUCGGCUUCGAAACCCAGCAUGCUAUCGAGCAUCCGGGGUCGAUGCAGCCGGAGUAUUUUUUCAUGCAUGAGCUCUUGAUGCGAAUUGGCGCCGGUGGCAAGCAUGUCUUCUUUUCGAAAGAGUGGAUGUGGGGCUGGCUGGAUCUCGUUGUUGUGGUCACCUCCGUAUGGCAAGUGGUGAAUGAUGGUUUUAUCCUAUACUCCGAAGACGCGGGGCGUGGUGGCUGCUUGUCUCAGUUCUGUAUACCUAGAACUGUCUAUGUUGAAUGUUGCAAUUUCCGACGUGUGAUUGCCCUUCUUCUGCACCUGAGUUUGCAUAUAUGUAUGCAUCACGUGCGCUAG
This is a messenger RNA of Symbiodinium sp. CCMP2592, 915 nucleotides long. NCBI's taxonomy places the organism in Eukaryota, Dinophyceae, Suessiales, Symbiodiniaceae. The record is from the annotation of a GenBank genome assembly.